Molecule: messenger RNA, 3142 nt
Organism: Heterocephalus glaber (naked mole-rat)
Lineage: Eukaryota; Metazoa; Chordata; Mammalia; Rodentia; Bathyergidae
Gene: Trim75
Product: tripartite motif containing 75
Molecular function (GO): zinc ion binding; protein binding
Source: RefSeq, a predicted model, not a curated record
UCACUCCCCAGUGAGCAUGCGCACACGCCUGAUGCAGCUCUCCCUCCACUUCCGGCGGAAACUCAUCCUCAGUGGGCGGAGCCACCACGGCCCUUUGAAUAUAAAAGCGUGUGGGUUGGCGCGCGCCUGCACUUCAGCCUUCCUGAGGCUGAGGUAGGAGGGUGGCUCUGAGCUCCAGGCCACCGGUCGAUACGUUGCAAUACCCUGUCUCCAAAAGCUCAGCAGCUCUGCACUGCUGGUACUGGAAGAGAGGUGUUCUCCUGGCUAAAGAUAUUAAACGUCCAAAGACUCCAGGGACCUCCAGGGCCGCCACUACUGUAGGAACCCAGGCUGCAGAGAGGUCACCUGCACCCCAGGAAGGUCAGGGAGCCCGAGCAGCCCAUCUGGUGGCCCGAUGGCAGUGGCAGCAGCCCUGGCACGGCUGCAGGCUGAGUCCAAGUGCGCCGUGUGCCUGGACGACCUGAAGGACCCUGUCACCAUCGAGUGCGGUCACAACUUCUGCCGCUUCUGCAUUCGGCAGACCUGGGCCGACCUGCAGGAGAAGUUCCCUUGCCCUGUGUGUCGAUUCCAGUGCCAGGAGGGCCACUUCCGGAGCAACACACAGCUGGGCCGCAUGGUGCAGAUCGCCCACAAGCUGCACAGUAGCCGGAGCAAGAGGAGGAGGUCGGAGAAGACCAACCUGUGUGAGAAGCACAACCAGGAGCUGACUUUGUUCUGCGAGGAGGACCUGGAGGUGCUGUGUCCCCAAUGUGUGGGGCCCCCUGAUCACCUCCGCCAUCACAUGAGCCCCCUGGGGGAGGCUGCAUCGCUCCACAGGUCGAGGCUGCACAGUCAUGCCAAGCUGCUCCGGAAGCAGGUGGCCAACACCCAGAAGCUGAUCAGUGCACAGAGCAAGGUGCCCCUGGAGCUUCGGGAGAAGGUGGAGGCCCGGAGGCAGCAGCUGGCCUCAGAGCUGGAGCUGCUGACCCAGUUCCUGGAGUGCAAUCAGCAGGCCACCUAGGAGCAGCUGGCCCAGGAGGAAGAGAUCCAGCAGCAGCUCAGCAACAACAUCACCGCCUUUGCCGGCCACGCAGCGUCACUCAAGAGUCUCCUGGACAGGGUGGUGAAACACAACGCGCUGUCCGAGGUGCAGCUGCUGUCCCAGAUCAAGCAUUUCUACCAAGGCUCUAACAGUGAGAUCAGCCCGCCCAUCUUCUCCAUUAACCUGCGGAGAGAAGCCUACUCCUUCCCUCCCCAGUACUCCGCCCUGCAGAGAGUCAUAAAGGAAUUUGGGGUCGACAUCAUCCUGGACCCUGAAACGGCCAGCCCCAACCUGUUCAUCUCCACUGACAGGAAAUGGGUGAGGUUUGCGAAGAAAAAGCGAAGCAGUUCUCGUCUGUCCAAAAAGCCUGGGGCCAACCCCGUUGUCCUGGGCUUCCCAGAUUUCUACUCCGGGAGGCAUUUUUGGCAGGUGGAGGUGGGGGAUGAGCCCCAGUGGGGCGUGGGUGUGUGCAGGGUUUCCAAGUCCUCCAAGGAGCUGCGCUCAGGGCAGGGCUGCUGGCGAGUCCAGCUUCAGGAGGGCGGCUACGAUGCCCCGGGGGCCUCGCCCUGCCCGCUGCAACUGGAUGUGCGUGACAGGACCCUGGGCGUCUUCCUGGACUACGAGCUGGGUGAGAUCUCCUUCUACGACAUGCCCUCGGGUGCACACCUCUGCACCUUCCAAGACUCCUUCACAGAGCCGCUGCGGCCCUACUUCUACCUCGGGCCCGAGGCCAAGCCGCUCAGGAUUAUCGGGAUGUGAAUGAGGGCUCCCCACAGGCAGAACCGUUUGGGCAGGUUUUUUUCCUCAAUCUCAGUGUACUUUUUUUGGUGAUGGUGGGGAUGGGACCCAGGGUCUGCAAGCUAAGCAUGGACUCUACUGGUGAGCUCCACUCCAGGCCCGACUCUGUAUUUUUUUUUUAAGUGUUUUUCUUAUCGUGAUGCUAGGGAUAAUGAAACAGGGAGUGCUGAACUACAUUUAAAAAACAUUUUUGUAUUUUGCAGUAAUGGGGCUUGAACACAGGGCCGUUGCACUGAGCCACAUCCCCAGCCCUUUCUGUUUUAGUUUUUGAAACAGGAUCUUGCUGAGUUUGCCCAGGCUGGGCCCGAAUCUGCAAUCCUGCCUCAGCCUCCCAAACACCUGGGAUUACAGGUGUGCAUCACCACACCAGCCAGAUUUCUUUUGAGUGGAAGGUUCACAGGCCAUUGUGUUGUGUGCUCAGACAUCCAAUCCCUCCAGUUUAUUAAGUCUCACCACUUGCAACUUCAUUUUGUUGCCACAGCUGUCUGGGGUGGGGUUCCGUCACCUGCCCUGACCUGGCACAUGGCUGGCUUGGAGGGUGACCUUGCAAGGCUUUCCCACUCCACAAAGGUGGGAUGGUGCUGUCCCUGACUCAGCUGUCUGCAGAGAGCAGCAUGUGGCCUCAGUCUUGGCACAUCACAUCCCAGAGGGCUGCACACCAUCAAGAGGGUGAGCUUUUCUUUUUUCCUUUUUUUUGGAGACAGGUAGGAUAUCACUAAAUCACUUAAAUUGCCCGUGCUGGGCUUGAAUUUGUGAUCUUCCUGACUUGUCCUCCCAGAGUGUUGGGAUUUGGGCUUAUGGCACCUUACCUGGCAAAGUGAGCAUUUUUGACUGGUAUUGUAUCAGCUGUGGAUUGUUUUUUUUUUUUGGUCUUUUGUUUUUUGAGGCAGUCUCUCUCAGUUCAAGCUGGCCCUGAACUCACUGUAGUUCAGGCUGGCCUCAAAUGUGUGAACUUUAUGUAAUCCUCCUGCCUCAGCCUCCCGAGUGCUGGGAUUACAGGUGUCUGCCACCAUGCCCGGCUCUGUGGACAGUAUUUUUUUCUGUUACUCCCCGAAUCUAUUUGUGGUAGCAGCAGCACUCAGCACAAGAGCUUGCCUAGAAACUUUGUUCUAUAUAUUUAGGUGGAGGUAGCUGGGUCGGGGACUUGGCUCAAUGGUUCCGGCGCUUGCCCCGAAAACACAAGGUCCCGAGUUCAAUCCUUGGUACAAAAAAAAAAGAUGUAUAUAUGGAGGUAGCUAUGCCAGAAACAAAGCCAGGACUCCUGCAUGCUAGGCAAGUGCUCUGCCAUUGAGCUACAUGCCUGCCAGGGGCCUUGUCUGUGUA